CUCCACUCCUUCCUUUCGCAUGCAAUCGGCAUCCCCCACUCCUAGGGUAAGGAAGCCGAUGCAGGAGCAGGCGAGGAAGCCGGGGAUGAUGAACUAGGGCGCAGGGGCAGCUCCAGCCGCACCCCCUACCCCGAGCGCUGUAAAGCCCCGGUGCAGACGGGAGGCGGCAGAGGGGUAAAGCUGAUCCCCUCUCCUCAAGCUCCCCUUCGCCAUGGCCUCUGGGAACAGCAGCGACCCACCAGACCGUCAUCAGCGCAGGACCAGCGAGAGGCUCAAUUCAGAAGAUCAGGUGGCCCAGGAGACCGAGGAGGUGUUCCGGAGCUAUGCCUUCCACCGCUACCAGCAGGAGAGGGAAGAGGGCGGAGGGGAGGUGCCGAUGGACCCCGAGAUUGCAGAGAUCCAGCAGGAGCCGGGCAGCACCAGUAACCAGGUGGGCAGGCGCCUGGCCAUCAUUGGAGAUGACAUCAACAUGCGGUAUGACGCAGAGUUCCAGAACAUGCUGAAGACCCUGCAGCCCACGAAGGACAAUGCCUACGAGUACUUCACUAAGAUAGCCUCCAGCUUGUUUGACAGCGGCAUUAACUGGGGCAGGGUGAUUGCGCUGCUGGGGUUCGGUUACCGGAUGGCGAUUCAUGUGUACCAGCACGGGGUGACCGGCUUCCUCCGGAGCAUUGCUCGCUACGUGGCAGAAUUCGUGCUCCGCAACCGCAUCGCCCAGUGGAUCGCCGACCAAGGAGGAUGGGUGGCAGCACUGGAGUUGGAUAACGUUUACGUAUUGUACAUGAUGGGGGUGUUGGUCGUGGUCCUGCUGGGUCAUUUGGUGGUACGACGCUUCUUCAGCCCAUGACUGGAGUUGAGGCCGAGGCCGGCGAUCUGGCCAAACUCUCUCUCUCAAUAUUCCACUCUGUCAUAAAGACAUUUACUGAGAGAGAGGGGCUCAGGGAACAAACAAGAGAGUAGUUUGGAAAUGAUGACUCCUCUUCGGAGAUAGCACCAUCCACGGAGAGACUGCCAUCCGUGGGGAGACUGCCAAGGACUACACAGAGAGGCGUUAAUGGGGGGAUUUUGGGGGAGUGGGGCAGCAGUCAGGAACAUCAGCACGAUGACAUUCCCAGCAUGCAGCGAUAGGCGAGGGUUACAGGCUCCUGCACUGUACAGGAAGUGGAGAAGCCCCAUUAGAGGAACAAAUGUUGUUAAAGUAAUGCACGUGUCUCCUGCAUCCACUCAGUGGCAUUCUCAAGAGCCCUCCCAGGGAAAGGCACAGAACAUCCUCUAAUGGAUCUCAGCCCAGAUCUCUCCUGCCUUCGCAUAACAGGAUUAUAGCCACAGCUGUUAGUCUCUGCUUGUAAGUCAUUGGAGGGGGUCAGCCAGUGCUGGAGAGUCCAGGGGGGUUUGCUCUUACCUUCUCUUGCUUCCAGCCUACCAAGCCCAGAUUCUUAGUUUUCCGGUUACUUUAAAAGAACAUCUGUGUCCACCUCUAAACAAAUACACUGUUUGGCAUGUGACAAUCAUGACUAGAAAUCCAGUUGCCCCCAGACAAAAUGACAGACUGAUCCUGUCAGGAUCUGAAUUUGGAGAUCUGCUUUUCCUCCCAGGGACAUCGCAGACACCUAAACAGAGCAGCAUCCUAGAACUGUGCUAGUGGUCCUGGUUGCCAGCCCUUCCUAGGGGAACACAGAAGCCUGAACUUCAGGGUGGCAGCAGGUGUAUAAGGGAACGGCUGGUUUUCAAACACUAAAAUAUGGUCAGUUAAAAAUCCUGGGGUAAAUCAAGAGUGAAUGUUUUGGGUUGUGAUGCACCAUCCCAAGUCUGCAGUGUUUGGCUUACAGGCCCAGCAGAUGAUGGUCUUCAUCCACAAACCUUUCUAUGGAGAAUCUGUCUGGCAGGGCCCCUCUCACUUGACUCCUGUAUUUCUGUCCAUGAUUGGAGAUUGUAAACCGCUCCCUGUUGGCAGUUAUUCAGAGUGACGGCAAAGCAGAGCCCCCGCUUUGAAAUCCCCUGAGCUUUUGUGCAGUGAGCGUGGAGUUUCUAAAUCUGGAUCUGAGGCUUGGGUUCAUCUGUGCUUCCCACUUCAGGUUACUGUGUAAAGCUUGCAAACUGUGACUGGAUUUAGGCUGUGUCCACCUGGGCCUCAGACUGGGUUUAGACCCAAUUCCUGCUAACUCCGUUUCUAGCACUGUUUGGCCAGCCAGUGGGGAGGGAGCCAAACUAUCUUCUGGUCAAAGGAGAGUGGGAGAGCCAGUUAUCAGCUAAUAUAUGGCUUCAGUGCCCUGAAACUGAGGACAUGGCUCCUGUCUAAAGGCUACUGUAGCUAGGGCCAAAGCUACUUAAUUUUAUCCUGGAGACUGGAUAGAAGCACCAUCAGCACUAAGACUAAAAGUAUCUCAAGCGUUAUCAGGGAUUUUUCCGUUCUUGCCUGUGUCGUGAACCUUUGCUGGCUGCAGUGCACAGCUUACUGGAGUAGGAUGGGAGAAGGCAGCUGGGGUGGCUGGUAAAGGGAUGCUGUGAUUACUCUUCUAGGCAGUUGCAGUGGUGGAUCUCGUAGGGAUUGCCAGAGUGCAUCAGACCCGUGCCUUGUCUAGUCUGGUAACCUGGCUCAGACUGUGGCCUGGUGCUUCAGAAGAAAGUGAAAGAAGCCCACUGUAGGAAAACGUGGGUAAUCUGCCCCCAUGAAGGCCUCAUCCUAAUCCCUAAUAGUUAAGAGAUUGGCUUUAACCCUGAAGCAUGAUGUUUAAUAUCCCUUCUGAAAUUUGUAUUAGCAUUAAAUGUGGUAAUUCGGGCUAUUCCUGUUAUCCAUCUAAAUUCCCACGCCCUCUUUGAAUCCUGCUAAAUGCUAAUCCUCAGCAACAUCUGCACUGGUUCCUCUAUCUAAUUAUAGUCUAUAUGGCAUUUCCUCUUAUUGGUUAGAAUGACCCAGCUUUUGUUGAUUGAAUGUCUCCUUGCUCAGGAAAGGAGAACGUUAGCUCCCCUUCUCUAGACCAUUCAUUAUUUGAUAUACUUGUCCUCUUCUAUUUUUCUCCUUUCUAAGGUAAAGUGGUAGCAAACUUCCCCUCAUAUGAGUGUUCUUCCAGGCCCUUGACCAUUCUCUUCACCUGUCUCUGAACCUCCUCUUGUUAUGCAAUAUCCUUUUGGAAAUGGGGUUCCCGGUACUACACACAGUAUCCGCAAACCACAGAUUUUUAAAAACAUUAGAAUAUUUUCCGUAGCGUGCUGCAUCUGACUCCUUAUACAUCCUGCCAUCUUGUUCACUGUUUUUCACCAGCUACAUACUGAGUGAAGGUCUCACUGAGCUGUGACAUCCAGGCCCGUCUCCUGAGUUGAUACAGUUAAUUUGGAACCCUGUACGCUGUAUGAGCUCUUUCCCCUCCCCCCUUCAGUGUGCAUUACCUUGCAGUGAUCAACACUAAGCAUCACUUCCCAUCAUGUUGCCAGUUCAUCUGGCUUGAUUAGGUCCCUCUGGAGUUCUUCGGUUUUCUCUCUGGUCUCGCCAAACCUAAAUAACUGGGUAUUAUCUGCAAAUUUUGCCACUGCAGUGCUCACCCUCUCUUCCAGUUGACACUGAACUCCAGACCUAGUACAGCACCUUGAGGCAUCUGCUGUUAAUCUUGUUGACCCAUGCCAGGGAUUCUUCAUGACUAAUUAGUUUCUUUAAUAGCCUCUUGUGCAAGACCUUGUCAGAGGCCUUUGGAAAGUCUAAAUAAAUUAUGACAACAGGCUCUA
Messenger RNA from Chelonoidis abingdonii (Abingdon island giant tortoise), 3720 nucleotides. Lineage: Eukaryota; Metazoa; Chordata; Testudines; Testudinidae. The record is from RefSeq and is a predicted model, not a curated record.